GUCCGGGGCAAUUCAUAAUCUUACUAGCCUGUACCGCCCGGAUUGAAUGUGUUCCCAUACCGCUAGUAAUUUUGAUACUGUAAACAAAACAUCCAUCCAUUCACCCUUUGGGUGACGGCGAAUUAACCUGAGGUAGCUGUUAGAAUACCCCGACUUACCGCCAAUGUUGCAUGUGCAUUCGUGGCUUCUGUGCUCAAGUGGAUUCUCGCAGAGCUCUCUCAAACACCUCGGUGCUUUCCAACUACCGAAUUAGCUUCGAGGAAGAGCACUUCAACUCUACAGGAAAUGGCCACUACUACCCUAUUUACAUCGGUGACAUCUCCGCCCUUUUAAGUAUCAGUUCAUCGGGGAAACAGGAUUCAUCUCCAGUCUAUACCCGUGAUGAAUCUCAUACUCAGAAGACCAAAAUACAUCAUCACAUAAGUCAAGCCGAUCUAUUCCAUCCCGGAUACGGCUUGGUACGAACAACGCUCGAUACUCUGUUACUCGACCCGUGCGGAUGGUCUUCGGGGUCAUCCGCCGUUGGAUCUAUUGUAACGGGGAAAGUGAAGCAACGAGUUCUUUACUGAAAGUGAAAGCAAGACAUCACCAUCUCGCAUACCGGAGAAUUUGAGUCGUAGAAAUCCCCCGAAAAGAACAACAAAAAGGCUUUCUUACAUCUCAUGGGAGGGGUAACUCAGUGGCAAUCAGAAGGUACAAUGACGGCAACGGAGCUGUUGCGGGAUC
Aspergillus piperis CBS 112811 is the source of this 726-nucleotide messenger RNA. RefSeq lists its product as uncharacterized. The transcript is spliced from 3 exons. Bases 171 to 569 code for a protein of 132 amino acids. Lineage: Eukaryota; Fungi; Ascomycota; Eurotiomycetes; Eurotiales; Aspergillaceae. The record is from RefSeq and is a predicted model, not a curated record.